Paramacrobiotus metropolitanus is the source of this 2027-nucleotide messenger RNA. RefSeq names its product succinate--hydroxymethylglutarate CoA-transferase-like. NCBI's taxonomy places the organism in Eukaryota, Metazoa, Tardigrada, Eutardigrada, Parachela, Macrobiotidae. The record is from RefSeq and is a predicted model, not a curated record. Gene Ontology annotation, molecular function: catalytic activity. Bases 159 to 1535 code for a protein of 458 amino acids. The transcript has 10 exons.
UUCUACUUUAUUUUGCUUUCUUUUGAGUUAGGAUUUUUAUGAUACUUAGCUGCUAAGAAUAAUUAUUUUUAUGGAUAUGAUUUUUUCGUGGGUUGAAUUUACGAUCCCACUCUGCUGUUGUACAGUUUACGGUGCCAUUACGGAGUGAGGCAGCGAGAAUGUUGAAAGCGUUUUCGCGAUUUUCUCUGUUCUCUGCUUCACGGAUUGCCAGCGUGACUGACGGAUUUUUAGCUCCUCAUCCCGUCCAGCGAUGGAGGACCGGACGUGGUCUGUGCACGCAAUCCGGUAGUGAUAAUGCCGCGACGGAGGAGGACGGUUGCGAUGGCGACACGGCAGCGCCGCUGCACGGGAUUCGCGUCUUGGAUCUGACACGGAUUCUUGCCGGACCGCUCUGCACCAUGCUCCUGGCCGAUAUGGGCGCCGAAGUGAUCAAAAUUGAAAAGCCAGGUGAAGGCGACGAGACGCGGCGUUGGGGACCGCCGUUCGUGCAGGGCGUCAGCUGCUAUUUCCUGGCCGUCAAUCGCAACAAGCAGAGUGUGGCCGUGGAUAUUUCCCGACCGGAAGGAUCCCAUUUAAUUCGCCAGUUGGCCGGCCAGUGCGACGUGCUGAUGCACAACUUCCUCCCGGGAAAGUUGGAAAAGUACGGACUGGGAUAUUCCGAUCUGAAGCAGGCCAAUCGCCAGAUAAUAUAUUGCUCCAUUACCGGCUACGGCGAGGACGGACCGUACCGGCAUCGCGGCGGCUACGAUGUCAUCGCGUCGGCCAUCGGCGGCAUGAUGCACAUCACCGGUCCGCAGGAGGGUGAGCCGUGCAAAAUCGGUACGGCCAUGACGGAUAUUUCCACCGGUCUCUACGCUCACGGCGCCAUUCUGGCGGCAUUAUUGCGGCGGAAUCGCAGCGGGGAAGGCGCGUACAUCCAGUGUAAUUUGCUGGCCACCCAGGUGGCUAAUCUGGUCAACCUGGCCAGUAAUUACCUCAACACCGGCGUGGAGCCGCGGCGCUGGGGCACCGCCCACGAGAGCAUCGUGCCCUACCAGUCCUUCCGCACCAAAGAUGACGAGUAUCUCGUCGUCGGUGCCGGCUCGGAUGCGCAGUUCACCGCGCUCUGCCAGCUGCUACAGGUGGACUACGCCAACCAACCGGCUUUCCGCACCAACGCGGACCGCGUGGCCCACCGCGACCACCUGAUCAGCCUGCUGACCGGUGUUUUCCAGCAGAAGACCCUGGCGGAGUGGUUGACCGUCCUCCGUCCGGCCACCUUCCCCUACGGCCCGGUCAACAGCUUCCAGCGGGUCUUUGCGGAUCCGCAGGUGCAGUGGCUGCGCUUGGUCGAGGAGGUCGAGCACCCCGUCGCCGGACGGGUAAGGAUGGUCGGAGCACCGGUCAGGUGGGCGGAGGAAAAGAACGGGUUCCGGCCGCGGGUGCGCCGCUGCCCCCCGGGACUGGGGGAGCACACCGACGCGGUGUUGACGCGGAUUGCGGGGGUGGGGAAGGAGGAGCUGCGGGAACUGCGAGAACGCGGUGUCGUGGCGUAAAUGUAGCUGAUGGUGGGGUCGUGGCGUCUUCCAAUUAUUGGGUCGUUGCACACGGUGAACGUUAUUAUCGUCGAUUGUGAUAAAUAUUGGGAAAUUGGAUUAAAUGCCGUUGUUGGUUGUAGUUGAUUUUUGCAUGAUUUUUAGCAGUCACUGUUGGUUUUUAUGUUUCAUUUUUUAUUGUUAUUAUUAUUACGGCACGAGAGCAGACAACCCCGAAGGACUGGUCGAAAAAGAAAACAGUCUUACGCUAUUAUAGCACUUAAGACGGAUCAACAGAUUUGAGUAGAAACUCAAAAGCAGGUACAGGACCGGCAUGCGGAGUUGGCGGAUUUUAUCAAGAGAACGCAUUUUGACUGCACGCCCCAAGAUCACUAAUGGGACUAACGAUUUUGGAUGUUUUUUCAAUGUUUAAAUUCUGAUCAUUUUAAGUAGUGUAAACCUGUGCUAGCCCAUCUGAUCUGUAAGCUGACUGGUGUCGAAUAAAAAUUGUAA